Molecule: messenger RNA, 1104 nt
Organism: Cantharellus anzutake
Lineage: Eukaryota; Fungi; Basidiomycota; Agaricomycetes; Cantharellales; Hydnaceae
Exons: 6
Coding region: 1-1104 (367 amino acids)
Biological process (GO): ergosterol biosynthetic process
Molecular function (GO): iron ion binding; C-4 methylsterol oxidase activity
Source: RefSeq, a predicted model, not a curated record
AUGCCCAUUUCGUCAUCCACCACCGACGCCCCACGCUUCAUGGCUUCUACAUGGCACAAACGUACACCCUCGCUUCGCCAACCACUGUCUUGGCUGGCCUACAAGCUCAUGUACAAGGGGCAACAGGAAAAGAGAAUGGGUAAAGUCCCAGUACUCAGUGGAUCGCUAUCCCACACUUUCAUGGUCCCUCGUGCACUCGUCUCACUUGUUCUCCUCCCCAUUCUCAUUCGUCAUUUCACUCCUUACUUGCCCUCAUUCAUCCUCUUCUUUCCCGCGCCACUUCUCCCCGUCCUUCUCUUCACCUUCGCCUACAACCUCAUUGGAAUAACCAUACUUCUCCUCAUUAAUCGCUUAUGUGAUACGUAUGGCUUCUUUGACGGCGCCGUGAAGCGUGAUGUCAUUCCCGACGCAAAACUCAAUGAGACCAUGUUAGGCGUUGUCUUGUUGACUGUCCUGAGGCCGGUUGUGGGCACGAUGAUGCUUUGGAACGAUUGGGAGACAAAAGGGGCUGCGAGCGGGUGGGAUUUGACGCAGUGGGGUUGGUGGGCGAUGGGAUUACCUUUCCGACUGCUCAUUUGUUCAGUGGUAAUGGAUUUUUGGUUCUACGUAUCGCACCGUUCUAUGCAUGAAAUCCCUUGGCUGUGGAAGUUUCACAAAGUAGUACGUUUCGCAGUCUCUCUCUCUCUCCCUACACGAGAGUUGACGGACAAUUCCCUCUUCUCAGCAUCACAUGGCGAAGCAUCCCUGCCGACAAUGUCUGCGUUUGGCGACUGGGAGCACAACUUUUUGGAUUCCUUCGUUAUUCCAGGUUUAACACUUAUUACGUACAAGGUCGAUUUUGGGACAUGGUGGUUCUCGGCUCUUUACACGCUUUUCAAUGAGAGUGCGUCUCACUCUGGCGUGCGUGUUUUGUGGCGGGCACCUAUUGGAGGUUGGGUUCUGAGCUUGUUGGGAAUGGACCAAUGCACAGAGGAUCACGAACUUCAUCAUCGAUUGGGAUGGCGCAAAUCCUUCAACUACGGGAAGCAAACCAGGAUAUGGGACACAAUUUUCGGAACAAAGGGAGAGAGAUUGGAGACCAAGGAGGAAUAUCUUCAGCUAUGA